CAAGUUUCUGUGGAGUGUUAUCAUGAAUUUGAAGAAGGGUUGCUCGUUAAUCUUGAAAACCCAGAAGCGUAUGUUACCUUUUAUCCUCAAUACUAGCCAAAUUCUUCAUCGUAAAAAAGAAUCUGUCCCUGAUGCAAGAAGAGAAUCUGAAGUUUUGAAGAGGUUGAAACAAGAGAGAGACAUCACAGUGGCUUUAGAAUACUUCAAGUCCAUAACUAACUCUAAAGUUUUCAAACACUCUCAGCGUACGUAUCAAGCUAUGAUCGAGAAGCUCGGGGAGGAGAAGCUCAUGGAUUGCAUUCAGUACCUCCUACAGCAAAUGAAGUUAGAGGGAAUCAACUGCUCGGAAGAAAUAUUCAUCAACGUGAUCGAUUCUUACAGUCAAGCUGGGGCAGCUGAGCAAGCUCUGAAAACAUUUUAUCGGAUUCAAGAUUUCGGUUGCAAACCAACUGUCAAAAUCUACAAUCAUCUCUUGGAUGCCCUGCUUAACGAGAACAGAUUUCAGACGAUCAACCCUAUCUACAAUAACAUGAAGAAAGAUGGAAUAGAGCCUAACGUCUUCACGUAUAACAUUCUUCUCAAGGCGUUGUGCAAGAAUAAUCGUGUUGACGCAGCUCAAAAAUUGCUUGUUGAGAUGUCAAACAAGGGCUGCCCUCCUGAUGCUGUGAGCUGCACUACCAUUGUAUCCACGCUCUGUAGGCUUGGUAAGGUGAACCAAGCAAGGGAGCUUGCCACUGGAUUCACUCCAGUUGUGCCUGUUUAUAAUGCUCUCAUCAGUGGGUUAUGCCGGGAAAACAAAAUACAAGAUGCUUUACUCUUGGUCAAUGAAAUGUUGAAUAGGAGAAUUCACCCUAAUGUCAUCACAUACACGACAAUCAUAAAUGGUCUGUGUGAUGUUGGGGCUGUUGAGCUGUCACUUGCUGUGUUUGCACAAAUGUUUGUUAGAGGAUAUCAUCCGAAUGUUCAUACUUUUACUUCGUUGUUGAAGGGGUUUUUCAUUAGAGGAGAAGUGUACGAAGCUCUCCAGGUGUGGAACUGGAUUGUUAGAGAGGGAUGUCAGCCCAAUAUCGUGGCAUAUAACACACUAAUUCAUGGUCUUUGCUGUAAUGAGAAUCCCAGUAGGGCUCUGUCUGUUUUCUAUCUAAUGGAGGAAAAUGGCUGCCUCCCGAACGUGACAACCUAUGCUAUUCUUAUUGACUGCUUCUCGAAAGGUGGAGACUUGGAGGCCGCAACAGAGACUUGGAACAGGAUGAUAAACAGUGGUUGCCACCCAAAUGUUGUGGUGUACACCUGCAUGGUGGAUGUCCUUUGUAGGCAUUCCAUGUUUAAUCAAGCGCAGUGCCUUAUUGAGAAAAUGUCACUGGAGGAUUGCCAACCGAAUACAGUAACCUUUAAUGUAUUUAUCAAAGGACUGUGUAGCAAUGGAAGAGUAGCUUGGGCAAUGAAGGUCUUUGAUGAAAUGGAAAGACAAGGGUGUUUGCCUAAUACUGCAACCUACAAUGAGCUUCUAGAUUGUCUCUACAGAGGAGGAAAUGUCAGAGAAGCCUAUAUGCUUGUUGAAGAGAUGUCUGAAAAGGAUAUCGAGAUGAACCUAGCGACUUAUAACAUUAUUAUCAAUGGACUUUGCCGUGUUGGUGUAGUGGAGGAGGUACUGCAGUUCUUGGGGAAGAUGGUUGUUAAGGGAAUUAAGCCCAACUCAAUCACAUUUAACAUAAUCAUCAAUGGUUAUUGCAAGAGAGGUCAAGUUGAGACUGCUGUUCAACUUAUGGAUGGAAUGAUUGCAGAAGGUUGCCGCCCAAACUUAGUUACAUACACUAGUGUGAUACAUGGUCUUUGUGAAUGGUUUGGUUUAGAAGAAGCCAUGGUUUAUCUUAAUAGGAUGAUGAACGAAGGCCUUUCCCCCAAUGUUGCCACAUGGAAUGUUUUGGUGAGCUGCUAUUUCGGCAAGACUGGGUCCUUGAGGUCAAUCCACUUGCUAGAAGAUGUCUUGGGUACUGGCUCAGACAAAAGGACUUCUAACAUUAUUAGCAUUCAUUGGUGAAGAUAAAUGUGAUUUUAGGAAUUGAAACUGAGUCCUUGAAAUGACACCUGUUUGUGAGGAAGCUACUGAUCCCAGUUACCUCUCACAGUUGGGCCCCAGAUAUUGCUGGGGGAAAACAAGAUUUCAUGGUUUGUUUGCUGAAUGCAAUAUUUAUUACUUGCUUGGUGUGCAAUACAGUGAGGGCUCUACUGAUCGGUGAGAAUUUUCCACUACAGAUAGAGGUCUUGAUGGGACCCUGGUGCCAAUAUAUCUUCCAAGCAGUAUGGAGAAGAUGGAGUGUUAGAUGCUGAGGAGCUUCUGGAGAUUGGAGAGUUGAAGCACAGAAGAAGAUUUGCAUUAGUACACUCACUAGUUCAAGAUGAUUGAAGCUCUGGAACCAAAAGAGAUGAAGUAUAAGAACCAAGAUGGAGAGGUAGAAAAUGAGUAGCCCUAUCAGUUCGAA
Telopea speciosissima is the source of this 2483-nucleotide messenger RNA. RefSeq names its product pentatricopeptide repeat-containing protein At3g48810. The record is from RefSeq and is a predicted model, not a curated record. The coding region runs from base 23 to 2041 and encodes 672 amino acids. NCBI's taxonomy places the organism in Eukaryota, Viridiplantae, Streptophyta, Magnoliopsida, Proteales, Proteaceae. The transcript has 3 exons. Gene Ontology annotation, molecular function: protein binding.